AUGGUGUCCUUCAAGAGAAUAUUCUUCUUCGGCGCCGCUCUGACCAGCCUGGCCAACGCUAUCCCAGCAGGCUCUCCACCUGGCUCUUCUCUCUCGAGCCGUGCCACCUCCCUCAACAACGAGGGUCCAUCAGUCGACGUGGUCGCACGAAGCGUCGACACAGGGGAUGACUCAGGCGCCACUGCCAAACGCCAACGCCGCGGACGAAUGACCCUACAAUGGUCUCCCCAAGGUCGCAUCUUCUUCCUCCUAGGCGCGUCCUUCCCACAGAGCAUCAUCGACGGCUUCUACGGACUAGGCGAAGCAGGCCCGGCCAAGGGCCUCCUCGACGAAUUCCACCAAUGGCUAUUGCAGAACCAGGCGGCCCACCGGCGCGCCUGGCUGCUGUUCCUCCCAUCCACGAAGGGCGGAGUGUACGGCAAAGCCGGCGGAGCUAUCGCCAAUGACUUCGGGUUCGGACUGAGCACAUCUCAGUUCCCGACUGCGCAGGAUCUCCAAGACCUGCUUGAUGCCAUCACGGCCUGGGCUUCGCAGGCAGGAAGUGUGGUGCAGGCGCUUGCGCGCCCCAACGGGUUCUUCGACCCUGCUCAAAUCGGCGCCGGGCAGAAGCGUGAUGUCGAAGAGCGGUCCCGAACCAACACUUGUCCCGCCGACAUGAACUUGCUCCAGUAUGCUACGGAGGAUGUCUCAGUUGAUGUCGAUAUCGCCAACGACUUUCGCUGGGGUGGGGAGUGCGACGAAUCAUAG
Anthostomella pinea is the source of this 747-nucleotide messenger RNA. The record is from the annotation of a GenBank genome assembly. NCBI's taxonomy places the organism in Eukaryota, Fungi, Ascomycota, Sordariomycetes, Xylariales, Xylariaceae.